Anopheles aquasalis is the source of this 666-nucleotide messenger RNA. RefSeq names its product 39S ribosomal protein L32, mitochondrial-like. Gene Ontology annotation, biological process: translation. Gene Ontology annotation, molecular function: structural constituent of ribosome. The record is from RefSeq and is a predicted model, not a curated record. Gene Ontology annotation, cellular component: mitochondrial large ribosomal subunit. NCBI's taxonomy places the organism in Eukaryota, Metazoa, Arthropoda, Insecta, Diptera, Culicidae.
GUGUAAGAAGUUUUAAAAACUCAUUAAACAUCGUGUUUUACAGUGAAUUUAGCAGCAAAAAUGGCUCGAUUGUUGCAAAGGAUUGCCGAUAAACUACAGUAUAAUUUAUUGGUGCUGGAGCACCAUUUCUUCGGUGCCAACCGGCAUCCUCCAGGAGGAUUUGUACUGGUUGUCGACGAAGAACUGCCGAUGGAACCGUCUACAAGUGGCACUUUUUCGUUAUCGGAUCUCCUGGCCGAUGGGAUCUUAUGGGCUGUGCCAAAGCAUCGGCGUACCGUAGAGAAGCGGCACCAGCGCAAGUACGGUUCACCCGAAUAUAAGCUGAAAAUAUUGACCCCCAAAACGCACCUACGGUCCUGCUCCACGUGUGGAAGCGACCAUGAGGUUGGUGUGCUUUGUCCAACCUGUUAUCGACAAGUGAAAAACGAAACCGAGCAGAUGCAGAAGAAAAUCGAACAAGAGCUUAAGCUGGAUCCGGUGGACAGAGAAGUGGUGGUACUGUACAACAGCGAGAAAGAGGAACAACCGGCGGAAUUUCGGUUGGACAAGCGUAUCGUUGAGAUGCAGAAGCAGCGUCCGCUGUGGUUUAGCAGAAAUUUGCUGCAGAAAGCUACACAGACCACGGUCUCGGACGAGGAAAAGCCGGGUGUAGAUAAGCUGGGAUAA